AGGUGCGGGCAGUCAGGCGCCGGGGGCCGGGCCGGGAAGGGCGGUGCUGGCAGGCGGGCCGGGCCGGGCCCGGGCCGAGCCGAGCCUCCGGCAGCAGCGCCAGGCGGCAGGGCAGCCCGAAGCAUGUCGCCGCUCCGCGUCUGCAUCGUCGGCUCGGGGAACUGGGGAUCAGCCAUAGCAAGAAUCAUUGGCCAAAAUGUCCAGAAGUCCAACAGAUUUGAUCCUACUGUCAAGAUAUGGGUAUUUGAAGAGAUCAUCAAUGGAAGAAAACUCACAGAAAUCAUCAACCAGGAACAUGAAAAUGUUAAAUACCUGCCUGGAUACAAGAUACCCCAAAAUGUGGUGGCUGUACCAGACGUGGUUGAAGCAACAAGUUGGGCAGAUAUUUUAGUGUUUGUUCUGCCACACCAAUUCAUUGGACGAAUCUGCGAGCAGGUUGCGGACCACAUAAAGCCUGGGACAUUUGGGAUUUCCCUGAUCAAGGGGAUUGAUGAGGGUCCCGAAGGCCUGAAGCUCAUAUCUGACCUCAUUCGAGAGAAACUGAAAAUAGAAAUCAGCGUGCUUAUGGGGGCCAACAUAGCCAAAGAAGUGGCUGAUGAGAAGUUCUGUGAAACCACCAUUGGCUGCAAAAACGAAAAACAUGGGGAAAUCUUUAAAGAAUUAAUGCAGACCCCCAAUUUCAGGAUUACCGUGGUGCUUGACUCUGAUACAGUGGAGAUCUGUGGAGCCUUAAAAAACAUCGUAGCAGUGGGAGCUGGGUUCUGCGAUGGACUGGGUUUUGGCGAUAAUACAAAGGCAGCAGUGAUACGCUUGGGCCUUAUGGAAAUGGUGGCCUUUGCCAAGAUGUUCUGCAGGGGACCAGUAUCAAUAGCCACUUUUCUGGAAAGCUGCGGGGUUGCUGAUCUAAUCACUACCUGCUACGGGGGACGCAACAGAAGAGUAGCAGAAGCCUUUGCUCGCACAGGAAAAUCCAUUCAGGAGCUGGAAAAUGAGAUGCUGAACGGACAAAAGCUGCAAGGUCCUCAGACCUCAGCUGAAGUCUACAAGAUUCUGAAACAGAAAAAUAUGCUCGAUAAGUUUCCAUUAUUUACAACCAUCUAUAAGAUCUGCUAUGAGUGUCUACCAAUUCAGGAUUUCAUCGCGUGCCUGCAGAACCACCCAGAGCACCUUUAGAGAUCCCCUCUCCUCACCUGGUUGCAGUCUCAUCUUCCCAGGACUUCUGUCAACUCCACAGCAAAUAAAGUAGAGGAACAGGCUGUGUGGCAGUGCUUGCUGUAAAAGCAACAAAGAAUGUAUUUACAUAUUCUCAUUCUGGGGGGAAAAAUUGCCUUUAAGUUUAAUGCUAUACCCAACAGGAAAUGAAUGUAAAAUUUAACAGUAUUUGAGUUACUAAUGUGGCCUUUCCUACACUUACCUUCUUGUCAAUUGAAAACAGUUUCCAUUGUAAGGAACUCAGUCCAGCUCAUGUGAAGCUCAACAUUUUGCCUACUAAUAUUGCUUACAGAAGAGCACAAGAUGAUACAGAAAAACUGAAGAACUCAUCCAAACAGACAAGCUAUAGUACAAAAAAAAAGGUCUGACAGCAGCAAAACGCAAUCACACGGGCAAAUGUUGAGUUUCCGUAAUUCCCCUCAAGCACAAAUAACAUUUUAUACUUAGUGUCAUGUAUUCCUUCCUGGAUUUCAUUUCCCAGUGUAGGCUUUUUUUUUUUAAAAAUGGGCAUUGUCACUGUGCUCAGACACACAUGAAUGUUCAGCUGAUGUAGAUAUAAAACAGCUUUAGGGGCAGGUCAAAGGAGAGAAGAGGGUUUUCUUGCAGGGGAAUGUUUGCUUCAAAUUCAGGAGACUAAGAAACCUCAGCAAUAGCCUAACCUUUGUUAAACUUACUGUACUCCAUUGAAAUACAGAUAAAACAGUGGGAAUAACCAAAUACAUUUGUGUUAGGGUCAGGAUUUCUCAGCAAGUCAUUGUCAUAAAUCGGUAGAAGCUGAGAGGGAAGAAGUGGAGGUUGACCGGGAGGGUGUAUGCACAGCUCAGCCUGCAGCUUAUGCAGUGCUGCUGUUCUGAGGACACAACCAGUAACAGUGAAAACCCCCCUGUGAUACUUGACUUUUUAUACAUGCAUGAAAAUGACCGCUGCAGACGCACAGAAAUGCUGUAAAACUUGCAUCUGACGCUGGGUUGCAUUUUAACUCUGCUGGGAAGAGCCACUGGGCUGAUACCGGCACAGCUUCCCACGUUGUCCCAGGCUGCAGAAUAAUGCCUGACCCUGCUGUAGCUUAAGCACCGCAUCUCACAGCUGGGGAGAGGGGAUCUCUCUCCCCUCCUGAAUUUUAAACACAAACUGGUUCAUAGAGCAGGGGUGUUGUUUUGCUACCGCUGGCGCUAAUUUUAGAACAUUAAAUAUUUUUAAACCUCAUAGCUGCACUUGGGUAACUUUACAUACCUGGUGUUUUUCACAGUUAAAACCAUCUAUAGAAUGAACAGUGCACAUUUUAUAAGCUUUGAUACCCUUUUGAAAGAGUCCUAUUUUGAGACAAGGCAAACAAAAAGGAAGAGUAACCUACUUAUGCUUCGCUUUAUCCGAUUUUCCAGAACAGCAGAAAGGAAGGCAAGUGGGGUUUUUUAAUCUCUCUAUGUAUUUGCUGACAUAUUGCUUAGGGGAAAGAGAAAAAGCAAAAAAAAAGCUAGAUUAUAAAAUCAUCUUUACUCUGCCUUUUAGAGGAGUGUUGUUAUCUCUUUCAUGUUUAUCAGAGUAAUAUAUAUAAAUGUACUGUAAUUAUAAAUCUAUUGUAAGAAGCUCAGUCUCCCAGCUAGGUCGGGUACCAGAAACUGCAGCGGCACUGAUCCCUGCUGCAGAGCAGUGAAGGCAGCUCUGCGUCCAGUCGCAGCCACUGCAGGCAACACCACCAUUCCUUCUGCUGAAGUGGGAACCAUAGCCAAGUUCUUUAUACAAAACUGGGAAUGAUGAUCUCUCAUUCCAAGUUGAUAAAGACUUGAAUAUUACAUAAUGUUUAAGCAUCAAAUACGCAUAAAUGGGAUAGAGAAUUCAGGAACCUCCCCUCUUCGCCUGCAGGCUGAACUUCUGAUAAGUCAUGUAUGAGCUAAUAACAACACAGAACAUUUCAAAUUCAAAGUGUAUCAAGUAACGAUUUAAUAAAGUGGUAAUUAUGCAGACUUAAUGUCAUUUCAUGUUUCAAAAUUCACUCAAAAAUGACUGUUGUAAUAGUGGUCCUUUAUUGUGUUUA
Molecule: messenger RNA, 3247 nt
Organism: Pezoporus occidentalis (night parrot)
Lineage: Eukaryota; Metazoa; Chordata; Aves; Psittaciformes; Psittacidae
Product: glycerol-3-phosphate dehydrogenase 1-like protein
Exons: 9
Coding region: 124-1173 (349 amino acids)
Biological process (GO): carbohydrate metabolic process; glycerol-3-phosphate catabolic process
Cellular component (GO): glycerol-3-phosphate dehydrogenase (FAD) complex; cytosol
Molecular function (GO): protein homodimerization activity; glycerol-3-phosphate dehydrogenase [NAD(P)+] activity; NAD binding
Source: RefSeq, a predicted model, not a curated record